Messenger RNA from Ailuropoda melanoleuca (giant panda), 915 nucleotides. RefSeq names its product C-type lectin domain containing 7A (gene CLEC7A). The transcript has 7 exons. Gene Ontology annotation, molecular function: (1->3)-beta-D-glucan binding; pattern recognition receptor activity. Gene Ontology annotation, cellular component: cell surface. Bases 33 to 824 code for a protein of 263 amino acids. Lineage: Eukaryota; Metazoa; Chordata; Mammalia; Carnivora; Ursidae. Gene Ontology annotation, biological process: phagocytosis, recognition; cellular response to molecule of fungal origin; innate immune response. The record is from RefSeq and is a predicted model, not a curated record.
AAUGCUGUGUCAAUCAGGAGCUCAGUAGAACAAUGGAAUCCCGUUCUGAGGUAGAAAAUUUGGAUGAAGAUGGUUAUACUCAAUUAGACUUCCACUCUCAAGGCAUCACUGGGAGACCUGUGAUCUUAAAGAAAGUAACUUGGGCUACAUCUCCUCGUUGGCGUCCCAUUGCUGUGACUUUGGGAAUCCUAUGCUUGUUAAUAUUGGUGAUAGCUGUGGUCCUGGGUACCAUGGCUAUUUGGAGAUCCAAUUCAGGGAGCAACCCAUUGAAGAAUGACAACUUUCCAUCAAGAAAUAAAGAGAACCACAGUCAACCCACACAAUCAUCUUUAGAAGACCGUGUGGCUCCUACCAAGGCUCCCACAACCACAGGCAAGGGCAGGAUUAAAAGACGAGUGGAACCCUUUAUCCAGGAAAGAGCUUUUUCCAGCUCUUGUCCUCCUAAUUGGAUCAUACAUAAGAACAGCUGUUAUCUAUUUAGCACAUCAUUAGCUUCCUGGAAUAGAAGUAAAAGACAAUGCUCUCAACUGCACUCUAACCUCCUGAAGAUAGACAGUGCAGAAGAACUGGAAUUUAUAGAAAGGCAAAUGUCUUCUCAACCCGAUAAUUCAUUCUGGAUAGGACUUUCUCGCCAGCAGACUGAAGGACCAUGGCUCUGGGAGGAUGGCUCAGUGUUCUCAUCUAACUUGUUUCAAAUCAGAAGCACAGAAGCCCAAGAAAACUCAUCUCACAAUUGUGUGUGGAUUCACCUGUCAAUAAUUUAUGACCAACUUUGUAGUAUGCCCUCAUACAGUAUUUGUGAGAAGACGUUGUCAAUAAAAUGAUGGAGAUGUUGGUGUGGAAGAGCAGAGAGAGAGAGACAGCCAGCAAGAGAGCGAAUACAGCAGGGGAGUGGGAGAGGAAGAAGCAGGCUCC